UAUUUAUAUUUAUAAGGGAGGUGAUGGCAGAGUCUUACGAAAUAAUCCCUUAACGGAAGCAUGGAGUACGAUCACCGCCCAUCCGGCUCACCUCCCGCUACGCCGCCGCUGAAGAGGAAGCACCACCAUCACCACUGCUUCACCUCCUGCUUCCGCCCCUCCGUCUCUCAGGAAGAACCCGUCUACGAGGAGCGAGCGGCCCGGUCGGCCACCUCGUUGAUCCGGCCGGAACACCGCGGCAAAUGCCUGGGCUUCGGCUACCAUUGCGGCGGGGGGAGGCACCGGCGUCGCCCCUCCACCGAGUUCAGGUACGACCCCCUCAGCUACGCCCUCAACUUCGACGAGGGGUGUGAAGUCGAGUCCCCCACCAGGGCCGAGCAACUCCGGCUCCGCUAUUUCUCGUCCCAGCUCCCGGCAUCGCCGUCGCGCAACGGCACCGGCACCGGCACCGGCGGAUUGGAUGACCCUGACAGGGUUCGCAGAGUUGGUGGAUUGGAUGCAUCCUUGCGAUUCUCCUGAUUUGCCGGUUCUCUGUGCCACCGAUCUAAUUUGAUUGCAAUUUCCUUCCCCGUUUCUCUCAAAGCAGAUAACUAACCGGAGAACAUUAGGGUUCCAAUCCUAUUUCUCUGCUAUGAUAAGAAUGUGUAGAUGUUGAUGAUGGACGUCUUUAAAGUCGAUGCAUUUUUUAUC
Messenger RNA from Musa acuminata AAA Group (dessert banana), 690 nucleotides. RefSeq lists its product as uncharacterized. The record is from RefSeq and is a predicted model, not a curated record. Lineage: Eukaryota; Viridiplantae; Streptophyta; Magnoliopsida; Zingiberales; Musaceae. The transcript has a single exon. Bases 61 to 519 code for a protein of 152 amino acids.